UGUGAACGCCGGGGCUUAACGCGAGUCCCCGCAUACAGAGUGCGGAGUGUGAGCGAGGUAGCGCGCAUCAUCGCUGCUUUUCUUUCUCUUUUGGGAUCCCUCCAUCCUGCUGUGGGAAAGAGUGUGUUACUGUGCAGCCUUUUUUUUUCUUAUAUGAGAAUUCUUUUUCUCCUCAAUUUGGGGAAUAUGGCACAUGUUCCAGGCUCGGACUAGAAGUGUGCGCUCCAAGAGUGACUAGAGAACCGAUGGGGGAAAUAAAAAUGCUGGAAGUUUUGGUGCUUGGAUCGCUCCAUUGAGUUUGGAUUUUGCGGUGCAUAUGAAGAGGGGGCAACAGUGAAGCGUGAGGCUCAAGCAUCGAAAGCUUGCAGAUCUGUUCAUUCCUCCCUCCGCUGCGUCUCGCCGUCUGCGUCUUUCGCGCCUCUCCUUUUCGCCACGAUAUGAUUUAACACCGGGGAGGACAACCACUUAAGUCCGCCUCAUCUUCCAGCAUCCCUUCGAAGACAGCUUGUUCUUGUAGAUGGACUAAAAAAGACGGGGGAAAAAACACAACAAAGAAACAGAGGACUCAUCUUUUUCUUGGAUUUGCUCUGCUUUUGAAUAGGGAGGAGACUAUCUAUUCAUCUUUUCUAGCCAUCGAUCUAUUUGGACAAUAUGAGAGUUCUUUGGGUUGUGUUGCUCAUUGCUGUGAUUUGGAGCCACGAGUGGAAGUGUGCGCUAUCGGACUCCAUCAUCCACAUUGGCGCCAUCUUUGAUGAGUCGGCACGAAAGGAUGACGAGGUGUUUCGCCUUGCUGUGGCUGAUCUCAAUCUGAACAAUGAAAUCUUGGAGACAGAGAAGAUCACCAUCUCUGUGGAAUUCGUGGAUGGGAACAACCCUUUCCAGGCUGUACAAGAAGCGUGCGAGCUGAUGAACCGCGGCAUCCUGGCCCUUGUCAGCUCCAUCGGUUGCAUGUCGGCAGGCAGCCUGCAGACAUUGGCCGAUGCCAUGCACAUCCCGCAUCUCUUCAUUCAGCGCUCCACAGCUGGCACGCCCCGCGCUGCCUGUCCGCCCACCAGCCGCAGCCCCGGAGCCGACGACUACACCCUGAUGGUGCGCCCGCCCGUCUAUCUCAACGAAGUCAUCAUGCAAGUGGUGUCAGAAUACAGCUGGCAAAAGUUUGUCCUCUUCUAUGACUCUGACUUUGAUAUCCGCGGUAUUGAGGAAUUCCUGGACCACGCCUCCCACCAGGGAAUGGACGUGUCCCUCCAAAAGGUGGAGUCCAAUGUGAACAUGAUGAUCACCAGUCUGUUCAGAACCAUGCGAGUGGAAGAGCUGCACCGCUACAGGGACACGCUACGCAGAGCUGUACUCUUCAUGAGUCCGGCCACUGCCAAGGCAUUUAUCUCUGAGGUGGUAGAGACCAACUUGGUGGCCUUUGAUUGUCACUGGAUACUCAUCAAUGAGGAGAUCUCUGAUUACGACCUGCAAGAGUUGGUUAUGAAGUCGGUCGGUAGGCUGACAUUGGUACGCCAGACCUUCCCCAUGCCGCAGAACACAACUCAGCGUUGUGUCAAGCACAACCACCGGAUCAACACGUCCCUCUGUGACCCUAAGAACGCCAAGGCUCAGCAGCUGGAGAUUACCAACCGCUACAUCUAUGACACGGUGCUGUUGCUGGCCAACACCUUUCACAGAAAGCUGGAGGACAGAAAGUGGCACAGUAUGGCCAGUCUCAGCUGCAUCCGGAAGAACUCCAAACCCUGGCAAGGAGGGAAAAGUAUGCUGGACACUGUCAAAAAGUUCGGUGUGAGUGGCCUUACCAGCUUCCUGGAGUUCACUGACAAUGGCACCAACCCCAACAUCUUUUUUGAAAUUUUGGGCACAAACUACGGAGAAGACCGCGGACGAGGAGUCAGUAGGCUGGCCACGUGGGAUCCAGUUCAUGGACUGAAUGGCACUCUGACAGACAGGAAAUUGGAGAACAACAUGCGAGGAGUGGUACUCAGAGUCGUCACUGUCUUGGAGGAGCCGUUCGUGAUGGUGUCUGAGAAUGUUCUCGGCAAACCCAAGAAAUACCAGGGCUUUUCCAUCGAUGUCUUGGAUGCUCUCUCCAACUACUUGGGCUUCAAGUACGAGAUCUACAUUGCACCAGACCACAAGUAUGGUAGUUUGCAGCCCGAUGGUCAGUGGAAUGGACUAAUGGGGGAACUUGUUUUCAAGCGAGCCGACGUCGGGCUCGCCGCCCUGACCAUCACACCCGAGCGCGAGAGCGUAGUGGAUUUCACCUCACGCUACAUGGACUACUCUGUGGGCGUGCUGCUGCGCAAGGCCGAGCGCACAGUGGACAUGUUUGCUUGCCUGGCACCCUUCGACCUGUCGCUGUGGGCAUGCAUCGCAGGUACCGUGCUGCUGGUUGGCAUCCUGGUGUACUUGCUCAACUGGCUAAAUCCGCCUCGACUGCCCAUGGGCUCCGUGUCCUCCACAACGCUCUACAAUUCCAUGUGGUUCGUGUACGGCUCCUUUGUACAGCAAGGUGGAGAGGUUCCCUACACCACCUUGGCUACAAGGAUGAUGAUGGGCGUUUGGUGGAUGUUUGCUCUCAUCGUCAUCUCCUCGUACACGGCCAAUUUAGCGGCGUUCCUCACCAUUACACGCAUCGAAAACUCUAUCCAGUCCCUCCAGGACUUGUCCAAGCAGACAGAGCUGCCCUACGGCACAGUGCUGGACUCCGCUGUGUAUGACCAAGUGCGUUCCAAGGCCUUGAACCCCUUUGAGAGAGACCCCAUGUACUCACAGAUGUGGCGGAUGAUCAACCGCACGGGAGGAGCCGACAACAACGUUGAGGAAUCCAAAGAGGGCAUUCGAAAGGUGAAGUACGGCCGCUUUGGCUUUGUGUGGGAUGCGGCGGUGCUGGAGUACGUCGCUAAUAAUGACGAGGAUUGUUCCUUCUACACGGUGGGCAGCAAUGCACCAGACCGAGGCUACGGCAUCGCGAUGCAGCACGGCAGUCCCUACAGAGACAUUUUCUCCCAGAGAAUCUUGGAGCUGCAGCAGAAUGGCGACAUGGAUAUACUAAAACUCAAGUGGUGGCCAAAGGACAGCCCCUGUGAACUCUACAGCUCAAUGCAAUCCCGUCACAGUAAUGCCCUGGACAUCCAUAGCUUCGCUGGCGUCUUCUGCGUCCUGGCAGCCGGUGUGGUGCUCUCCUGUCUCAUAGCCAUGGUGGAAAGCUGGUGGUCACGGAGGAAGGGAUCCAGGGUCCCCUCCAAGGAGGACGAUAAGGAGAUCGACCUGGAGCACCUACACCGCCGGGUUAACAGCCUGUGCACAGAGGACGAAAGCCCCCACAAGCAAUUCUCCACCUCUUCCGUCGAUCUGACGCCCCUUGACAUGGACGCGCUGCCCGCUGCCCGCCAAGCCCUCGAGCAGAUAAGCGACUUCCGCAACACGCACAUCACCACCACCACCUUCAUCCCCGAGCAGAUUCAGACCCUCAGCCGCAGCCUGUCUGCAAAAGCCGCCGCCGGGUUCUCCGCCGGCUUCGGCGGCAGCGGUGCAGGAGGCGUCCUCCAGGACCACCGAACUGGUGGGGUCGGCCCUUUUAGGCAGAGGGCCCCCAACGGUGGUUUCUUCCGCAGCCCCAUUAAGACAAUGUCCUCCAUACCAUACCAGCCCACAGGUCCGGGACCUAACUUCGGAUAUGGCAACGACCCAGACAGAGGCACAUCCAUCUAAGUGAUUGCUUAGGGAUGAUUUGGGAGGAAGACGGAUAGGAGUGAGUACAGAUCUGAUGGGGUUGUAAAGCAAACACAACUAAAACCAAGAGUCUGCGCACAGACAUCUUUGUACAUAGAAAAUUUUAUGUUUUCAGUUUCUGCUUAGAUGAUUCGAUUUUAUAUGAGGGGGUAGGAGGAGGUGGGGUUCUGCUUGGACACUAGGUAAUGGUGCAAAUCGGACAGGGUCCACAGAGUGAUAUUUUUGCUUUAUUUGUAGUGUUCUUGUAAUUGUAAGGAGGCGCGGAUCUUUUCUUCCUUAACAUGAAAACUGUCUAAAAACACCUGAACUCUUCUACUGCUAUCAAGCACUCCAGCUUGGCCUUGGUGGUGGUCUAGCCCUAAAACAACAAGACUAAACUAUCUACUACAAUCCUUAGGAGUACUACAAGAGUACAUGAAUAUCAGUUUCGUUCACAAGCCAGGGUCCAAUCUCAAAUAGCUCCGUAUUGCUUUGCCCCAUCAAAAUGAGCUCAACACAGUGGAUCAACAGGACCCAAGUAUGGAACAAGGGAAGCCAAAUACUUUUCUGAUGUACUUUGAGACUCCCAUGAUAGUGCAUCUUAACGACGCUGUGCAAAAACGACAGCCGUCAUUUUGGUGUGUCAGCCUCAAAACCAACAUGUCCAUUCUUGAAUGCACAUUGAAGACGCUUUGUGAACCCAACUGCACUGUACCAGUGCCCACAGACCUGUAAGUGAUUGUAUGUGGAGCUGACCUUAUUUUUUUUUUUCUCACAUGGUACUUACUGUAUUAUCUGCUUUUCAAUUCAUGGUGAGACCUUUUGACAGACUCUUCAGAAGUACUGGGUCGCGGGGAACAAAAAAACAUCUAAUGGAAAGAAUUUCAACGCUUACUAUAUGUCUUUUUAUGAGAUUUGUUUUCAGAAAAAAAAUUAACACGUGGAAUGUGUUUUGGGUCAGUAAAAACAAAACAAAAAAAAUUACAUUGUUCCAAGCUGUCAACUUGUUUGAACUGCUUAAAUGAGUGCUGUAGUCUUUGUUUUUUUUGCUUCAUGCGUUUACAUUUUUCUCUUUUGUUUCAAUGCCGUCUUAAAGCAUCAUCCUCCAAGGUCAUGUUUUCGAUAAUACAGUGAUCCCUCGCUACUCCGCGCUUGAAACUCUGCGCCCUCAGUCCAUCGCGGAUUUUUUUUUCAAUUAAAAAAAUAUACAGUAGUCUCACUUUCCCUCCCUCUUCCUGUUCUUUGUUAGUCAGGCAGUGCGCUGGAGUUGCUUACCAAACUUUACGAUGAUUGACAGACGUCUGGGUUUCAUCUUGCCAGAGAUGCGAACUUCAAAGCGUCGCAUGCGUCAAUCAUCGUUUAUCUUGUUAAACCGUUUCUGUGGCAACUCAUUGUGUGUAAGUGAGCAGCUUGAGCGGAUUUGGACUCACUCAAUGAAGCAUUUAAUAGAAGCCAAGCAUUUGUCCACAUUUUUCUUGUUUAAAAGUAAUUCGGUGGGACAGUAACAUGUUCAAAAGUGAUCAGAAUUAUUAUAUUUGAAUAUGUAUAUGGCGGAAAACACUCAGGUGACUUGAAGUUCUGCUCUGAGACCCCCAAUAUGGCCAAAUUUCAAAAUUGUCUGAUAUCCAUGCGUGAUACAUCAUUGGAAAGCUUAAAAUCUCAAUUUUCUGGGGGAAGAAAAAUUUUGAAUAGGAG
Corythoichthys intestinalis (scribbled pipefish) is the source of this 5409-nucleotide messenger RNA. RefSeq names its product glutamate receptor, ionotropic, delta 2 (gene grid2). Gene Ontology annotation, molecular function: transmitter-gated monoatomic ion channel activity involved in regulation of postsynaptic membrane potential; glutamate receptor activity. Gene Ontology annotation, biological process: monoatomic ion transport; synaptic transmission, glutamatergic; modulation of chemical synaptic transmission. Gene Ontology annotation, cellular component: plasma membrane; postsynaptic density membrane. Lineage: Eukaryota; Metazoa; Chordata; Actinopteri; Syngnathiformes; Syngnathidae. The record is from RefSeq and is a predicted model, not a curated record. Bases 652 to 3714 code for a protein of 1020 amino acids. The transcript is spliced from 16 exons.